AUGAUAACAUUACAUUCAAAUGGAUAUAAAGGUUUCCCAUUCUAUAUUAAUGCAAUAGCAUCAUUUGUAAUUGUUUUAUCAAAAAUGCCAAGAAUGGAUCGUGUAAGAUUAUUUGGAAUUAACAAAUAUUAG
Dictyostelium discoideum AX4 is the source of this 132-nucleotide messenger RNA. RefSeq lists its product as hypothetical. The coding region runs from base 1 to 132 and encodes 43 amino acids. The record is from RefSeq and is a predicted model, not a curated record. The transcript has a single exon. NCBI's taxonomy places the organism in Eukaryota, Evosea, Eumycetozoa, Dictyosteliales, Dictyosteliaceae.